UCUCUCUUGCCAAACAUGGCGCAGGCUAAUAGUGAUCCGCUGAUGUUUUACUGCAAUGGAAAAAGAGUUGAAGAGCAUCAUCCAGAUCCUGAGAUGUCAUUGCUGGUUUAUAUAAGAACAAAGUUGGGGCUAAAAGGUACAAAGUUGGGCUGUUCAGAAGGAAGCUGCGGGGCGUGUACAGUGAUGGUUUCUUCGUAUGAUUCCAAUUCCAACAAGAUUCGCCAUCGAGCUGUAAAUGCGUGUCUAGCUCCCGUCUGUUCAAUUCACGGUGCAGCUGCUGUCACAACUGUAGAAGGCAUUGGAAGCACGAAAACAAAGCUGCACCCCGUGCAGUGUGGUUUUUGUACUCCGGGAAUGGUAAUGUCGAUGUAUACACUUCUGAGAAACAAUCCUCAUCCUACCAUGGAAGAAAUCCAGACAGCCCUAGGUGGGAACCUCUGUAGAUGUACUGGUUACAGACCCAUCCUCGAAGGUUACAAGACGUUUGCUAAGGAUGGCGGUUGUUGUGGAGGGAAAUGUAGGCAAAACAACGUCACUGAUGAGCUAUCUGCUACGAAAGAGGAUAUGCGUUCUCUGACCUUCAAAGGUAUUGAAACAAAAUUCGGGAACAGGCUCUACCCUGAACUAAUCGAUGUGAACCAUGUCCUAGAAUUAAGAGAGCUAAAGGUCAAAGAUGGUGGUAUUUUGAUCGGUUCUGCCGCCACUCUUAGUGAAGUGGAAAGCUUCUUCAAAGAGAUCAUCGAACAAGAAGAGGGUUUCAAGACACCAACACUCUCCGCAAUCGUUGAGAUGCUCCGCUGGUUCGCUGGUCGGCAAAUCAGAGACGUGGCUAUGAUUGGAGGUAACAUCGUGACUGGUAGCCCCAUCUCAGAUCUUAAUCCAAUAUUCAUGGCAGCCAAGUGUACUUAAGAACUGGUAUCACAUUCUAGAGGUACUCGUUUUGUGGUUAUGGAUGAACAUUUCUUUACGGGAUAUCGCAAAAAUAUCAUCGAGCCAGACGAAGUGUUGAGGUCUAUCACGAUUCCGUUCACCCAAGAGAAUGAGUAUGUCUUCGCUUUCAAACAAUCGCCACGCCGUGAAGACGACAUCGCUAUCGUCAACGCUGGAAUGAGAGUCGCUUUCGAGUGCGACACCGACAUCGUCAGAGACCUGACAUUGUCUUUCGGAGGGAUGGCAGCAACCACCGUCCUUGCUACCAAUACCAUGCAGAAACUGAGAGGAAAAAAAUGGGACGAAUCAAUGCUGGAAGUAGCCUUCACCUCCCUAUCAGACGACCUCCCCCUUCCCGCCGGGGCUCCGGGCGGGAUGGAACCUUACCGACAAUCAUUAGCUGUGGGAUUCUUCUUCAAGUUUUAUUUCAUGGUACUUGAACAACUGCAGUCUCGCCCGAUUGACAAUUCUUCCCGGGCGAUAUCUGCCACCGACAAGAGUGCCAUAGCUGCGUUGAAAGAUGGGCCAGUCAAAGGGGUGCAGUUCUUCCAGGAAGUGCCCUCUGGUCAGCCAGACCAUGACCCUGUAGGUCGUCCCGUCAGUCACAAGGGUGCCUACCAGCACGCCACGGGAGAAGCAGUGUACAUCGAUGACAUGCCGAAAAUGUCGGGUGAACUCCACAUGGCCUUUGUCUAUAGCGGGAGGGCGCAUGCAAAAAUCACAGCUAUCGACCCAUCUAAAGCUUUAGCCUUGGAGGGUGUUCGUGACUUCAUAUCUGCUGUAGAUGUCCCUGGCAGCAACUAUGUGGGAGUCAACUUUCAAGACGAGGAGCUGUUCGCCACCAAAGAGGUGAUGUACAUUGGGCAUGCAGUCGGAGCUAUUGUUGCUGAUACCAAGGAGGUAGCUCAACGAGGUGCCAAGCUGGUCGAAGUUGACUUCGAUGAUCUCGAGGCCGUGAUCACGAUCGAGGACGCAAUCGAGAAGGGAUCCUUCUUCGACUAUUUGAGAAUACUGGAAAAUGGCAAUCUCUCGGAGGCUUUCGAAAAGUCUGAUUACGUCAUUGAGGGAGAGAUGAAGAUAGGAGGUCAGGAACACUUCUACAUGGAGACCCAGUGCGCAUGCGUAGUGCCAAAGGGGGAGGAUGGCGAGUUUGAAGUCUUUUGUGGUACCCAAAACCCGUCCGCCGUGCCCAGAUUCGUAUCUUCUGUCCUUGGAGGUCCCUUUAACCGGGUCGCAUGUCGAGUUAAACGGGUCGGUGGCGCUUUUGGUGGAAAGCAGUACCGGGCGGCGAUAUUGGCUGCCGCAUGUGCAGUAGCUGCAAACAAGGUUCGUUGUCCAGUACGCUUCAUGCUCGAUCGUGAUGAAGACAUGAUCUCAACAGGGACCAGGCAUCCCUUCUUAGGUCGCUAUAAGGUCGGAUGUACCAAGGAAGGCAAACUCGUCGGUGUUGACAUCAAGCUGUUCUCAAACGGCGGCUUCAGUUAUGAUACUUCAACUAACGUGAUGGAUAAAGCGAUGAAUUACUUCGACAACGCGUACCGCUUGCCCGCGUUCAGGGUGGAGGGACGAGUCUGUCGCACCAAUCUGCCAUCCAACACAGCUUUCCGCUCGUUUGGCACUCCGCAGUCGAUGAUAAUCACCGAAACACUCAUGGACGAUGUCGCAAUCAAGUGCGGGAUCCCUCAACAUGAAAUGAGAAAGAUGAAUUUCUACCAGGAGGGUGAUGUCACACCUCAAAACCAGAAAAUUGAGGAUUUCACAUUACCUCGUUGCUGGGAUGAGUGCCUCACCAAAAGUGACUAUGCCAUGCGAAGGGAGGCUGUCGAUUUAUUCAACAGGAAUAAUCGUUGGAAGAAGCGAGGACUUGCUAUCAUCCCUGCCAAGUUCGGCAUUUCUUUUCACAUAACACACUUAAAUCAGGCUGGUGUUCUAGUUCACAUCUACACCGAUGGGUCUGUACUCAUCACCCACGGAGGCAUGGAGAUGGGUCAGGGUCUGCAUACCAAGAUGAUCCAAAUCGCUGCCAGGACUCUCGGAGUCCCCGAGGGGGAGAUCCAUCUGACAGAGACCAACACCACCAAAGUUCCCAAUAUGUCAGGGACGGCUGCCAGUACAGGGACAGAUCUGAAUGGAGGGGCAGUUAAGAAAGCUUGUGAGACUCUGAAACAAAGACUGGAGCCGUUUAUGUACGCCAACCCGAAAGGCGAUUGGAAAGCAUGGGUCGAAGCAGCUUAUAACGAUCGUGUGAGCUUGUCGGCAACUGGAUUUUACAAGACACCAGAUUUGAACUAUGAUUUCGAGAAAAACGAGGGCAAGCUCUUCCCUUACACUACGUACGGUGUCGGAGUCUCCGAAGUCGAGAUCGACUGCCUGACUGGUGAUCAUCGAACUCUCAGAACCGACAUCGUCAUGGAUGUCGGGGAAAGCAUCAACCCUGCCAUCGACGUUGGUCAGAUAGAAGGGGCCUUUAUCCAGGGGUAUGGUCUGUUUGUCAUGGAGGAUCUACGAUGGUCACCUAAUGGUCAGCUCUUGACCAAAGGGCCUGGGUACUACAAGAUACCAGGGUUUGGUGACGUGCCAUUAGAGUUUAACGUGACUCUUCUCAAGAACUCAUCUAACCCUGACAACAUCUGCUCAUCUAAGGCUUGCGGUGAGCCGCCUCUCUUCCUGAGCUCUUCAGUAUUCUUCGCUAUCAAGGACGCCAUGAUGUCAGCUAGAACAGAUGAAGGAUUGACUGGUGUCUUUCGGUUAGACAGUCCCUCGGUAGCUGAACGGAUCAGACUCGGCUGUGUGGACCAGUUCACCAGGAUGUUCCCUUCGCCUGAACCAGGAACCUUCGAACCUUUCUUCGUCCGACCGUGAGGAUUCAAGGGACAGCCAAAUGUCAUACAACAGCACGAAGGAUAAUGUUGAUAAUUUUCCGCGUUUAUAUAGCGCUUAAUACAUUGACGAUGUCUCUUUUAAGCGCUUAACAGAUAUAUCAUUAUAUACCCCGAUCAUCGGAUUGCCCGCACACAAUGUAUGAACAUUUUCCACUCCCUGGGGAACAAUUAAGUCAGGUGCCAUUUACAGAUGCUAAAGCAAACGUUCUCAUCCUACCGAGUACCCAUUUAACACCUGGGUAGAGAGUGGCAAAUGUAGAUUAACGUCUU
Strongylocentrotus purpuratus (purple sea urchin) is the source of this 4082-nucleotide messenger RNA. Its product is annotated as xanthine dehydrogenase/oxidase. Gene Ontology annotation, molecular function: FAD binding; iron ion binding; oxidoreductase activity. The transcript has 31 exons. Lineage: Eukaryota; Metazoa; Echinodermata; Echinoidea; Camarodonta; Strongylocentrotidae. The record is from RefSeq and is a predicted model, not a curated record.